Molecule: messenger RNA, 2945 nt
Organism: Oenanthe melanoleuca
Lineage: Eukaryota; Metazoa; Chordata; Aves; Passeriformes; Muscicapidae
Product: regulator of G-protein signaling 16-like
Exons: 4
Coding region: 303-803 (166 amino acids)
Source: RefSeq, a predicted model, not a curated record
ACGGGGGAACGGAUGCUCUGGCAUUAGGCACAGCGAGCAGGGCCCUGGCAAGAGGCAAGGAACCCGCAGGGCUCCUGCACUUCUCCCUGGUGGCUGGGAUCCCUGGGGAAUGCAGGCAGCAUUAAACACAGAACACUAAAUACUGCUGCUCAGGGCAGGGGGUCUUCCUGCAGAGGAGGCUCUGCUGGACCAGCACCAGCAGAAAAGGGCUCAGAUUCUGAGCAUUCCCUAGAGAACCUGCUGGACUUGUAUCGGCAGAAAAGUGUUUUUCUGAGCAUCCCCUAGAGAACCUGACCAGCAGCAUGGAGCUGAGGUCGGGUGAGGCAUCAGGGAAGGUAAAAGAAAAGGAGGAGAGAGGAAAGAGAGCCCACAGAGACUCCUCCCGAGACGUGCUGGAGUGGAGGGAGUCCUUUGACCAGCUCCUCAAGAGCAAAAGUGGGGUAAAUGCCUUCCACACCUUCCUGAAGACUGAAUUCAGCGAGGAGAACCUCGACUUCUGGCUGGCAUGCGAGGACUUCAAAAAGACCCGGUCGAAAACCAAGCUGGCCUCCAAAGCCAACAGGAUCUUUGAGGAGUUUGUCCAAAGUGAGGCGCCCAGGGAGGUGAACAUCGACCACGAAACCAGGGAGAUCACCCGCAAGAACCUCUCGGGGGCCACCUCGGCCUGCUUCAACGAGGCGCAGGCCAAGACGCGCACGCUGAUGGAGAAGGACUCCUACCCCCGCUUCCUGAAAUCCGCCUCCUACCAGGACAUGAGCCGGCAGGCCGCCAGCCGCGGCUCCAGCAAGCGCUCGCACACCUGACCCGGCCCGCGGCCAGGCGCGGGCGGGAUGCGCUGCGUGCGCCCGAGCGCCGGGCUGCUGGCUGAACUGCUGGGAUCUGAGCGGGAUCCCCGGCGCCUCCCGCUAGCGUGGAGCCGGCACUGCGGAGCACGGAGCCUCCCCUCGCACACGCGCUCGGGAAGAGCUCGGGUUUGAGCUGCAGGUCCGGGGAAGGACAUGGCAUUCGUUCCCCCGAGCAUCCACAAGCCACGAGCAUCCUGCUCACGGGAGCCUGCCACUCCCACUCGCUGGGAAUGGCCAGGAUGAAAACCCCGAGGCUUGGUGGCGUUUUCAGCUGCACCUGCCUUCUCCUGAUCCCAAGAUCCUCCAGCUGUGUCCUGUGCAUGCUCUGCAUCGAAGCUUUCCACCUCCUUCCAGUGCAGUGACGUUCCUAUCCCUCGCUUGAGCUCCACGACCUUCAGAUUAGGCACGUGCCUGAUGUUUUAUUCCUAUUAUUGUUAUUUAUUUCAUCAUUGUUGCUGUUAUUAUAUCUAUAUUUAUCAGAGGAGCACUGCUGAAAGCACACACGCAUGUCCCUUGCUCCGAGGAGCUUGUAAAUUAAAUUAUUUUAGCUGUUGUAGCACUUAGCAUGGCUCCCACCUUUCCUGUGUAAUAAUUUGAGAGGACCAGGCAGAUUUGUAGCACAACUGUGGAGUGAGGUAUGCCAGUAGCAGCAGGGAGAGCUGCUAGAAGCUUUGGAGGACCAUGGAUGGCAGUGCAAGGAUGCUUUGCAGCCCAUGUUGUUCCCUCUCUCCCUUUAAAGUUGUGGAAGGCAUCUCAGCACACAGCAGCUUAUCCUAGGCUGGGAACAGAGAGGUCAAACAGGCAACUCUAUGGAAACCUUGAUUUUCACACAUGGGAGAGAAAACCCGGGGCUUUGCCUGCGUUUAUAAUUGGGCUUGGUGCUCCCUGGGAUGGUGAAACCAUUCUGCAGCCACAGCACUUUUCCAGAAACCCGUGGAGUGAGCCAAACUGGUGCUGUGAAUCCAGUGACUGGGAGGGGUGGCAGGACACAUCAUCAGCCCAGAGCUGGAGGCAGCUCUUCACAAAGUCCCUCUCAGCAGGAAUUCUGGACUCCUGGAGAGGUGUGGAGCCCACCUGGCAGCAGCUGCCUGGGUGGGAGAUGUGGAGCCUGUGCUGGGCCCUGGGGAAUGUGCCAGCAGCACUGCUCCCUGCUGCUUUCCAGGGCUCUGCUUAUCCCUGAAGACCAAACCUGGAGAUCCUUGUCCCACUGGUACUCACUCCUUGCCACAGGAACUCUCUUUUGCCCCCCUGUCCCAGCCACAGCCAGAGCACAGCAUCCUUGGGGCUUUUCACAGCUGCUUGAGCAGAGCAAGGGACCAAGGACCAGUCUGGGGAUGUUACUCUGAGUGCUCCUCCACCAUCCCCAUCCUGGUCCCACCUCUGAGCCUCUGGCUGUUGUCCUGGCUGUGUUUACAGGGAGAUAUCAGCUGCUUCCUUAUUUAUUAUUUAUUUUUACAACUGGAACCACCUUUGCUGUGUUACUGAAGCGGGUGAUGCACAAUGGUCUGUUCUCAUUACUGACGUCAAGUUGUCCUUACAAAAUAAAAUAUAUAGCGAAAAAUAGCCUGACAGCAUGGGCUGGGUCUGCUUUUUUUUUUUUUUUCUAGUUGUGAACUUUCAGUUAAAUUUUACAUUCUAAUUCUGGAUGCUUUGCAAAGCUGCUUGGGUUGGCUGACUCAGGGAGCAUUUCCAGUCACUUUAAAAGUGACAGUGUCAAGAGCAGGAAAGAAAGAGGGAAGAAUUUUGAAGCAUAAAUCUUUGUGGUAUUUGGUUUAUCGAAGAAAACCAACCAGAUGAUACAAAGAAUAAAAGUAGAAGGGAAGUUUUCAAUGUAUGAGCUGCCAAGGUAUUCAGUACUGCUUGUGUUGCUCAUAAUUUCUGAGCCCAUUACAGCACUGCAGUUCCCAAUAUCUGCUCAGUAUUAGUAAAACACAAAUGUCUUACAAUUGAGAGGGUGCAAUUUUUUAUGCAGAAGAAACCCUGCUUUUGGGUCACUGACAUAAAUAAUACCUGAUUUUUGUCAGCAACAAAAUCAUCAGUGGGACCUGAUGAUUGAAUUCAUUGACAAUGGGGAAACUCUCUGGUAUCAGAGGGGUUAUU